Molecule: messenger RNA, 1067 nt
Organism: Nematostella vectensis (starlet sea anemone)
Lineage: Eukaryota; Metazoa; Cnidaria; Anthozoa; Actiniaria; Edwardsiidae
Exons: 5
Coding region: 117-803 (228 amino acids)
Source: RefSeq, a predicted model, not a curated record
UAGGGCCUUGGGGAUUUGCCAGACUAUGCCCACCCUACUUCGGUACAGAGCCAAGGAGAGGUGGAGAAACAGAGGUGAAGAAAGGCCGAGAAAACGUUGCAGACUUUCGCAAGACGAUGGUGUCCAAGCUAAUCUUGUUGUGCCUCCCGUUUUGUCUGGGGUUGUCAGCGCAAAUCGACUUGGACCUGUCUGAUCUACAAGGAGAUUCAAAAGCCGCAGACACAUUUUAUAUUCGUGACGUGGAACACCCAGUUCUUGGCCCGUCAAACUGCCAAUUUAGCGAGAUCAAAAGAUGCAACAAAAAGUUUAAAGAUAAUUUUCAUAACAUCGGAACAGUGCGCAACCAAGGGAACCACACCGUAUACUGCAAUGGUGUUCAGAGUUUCGUCACGUGUUUGACAAGAAGUAACUGUCGCGGACCGUUUAUCGGGAACUAUAGUUAUGUCGUGCUUCAACACGCGAUGAUGGACAAGAAGCUGAACAUAUGCCCCCAUCACCGAUACGGCAAGCUUAAAACCAGGCUCAAAGCCGUUGAAGAAAAACACAAGUUGAUAGACAGCAUAAGUGAAGACGAAGACGACAACUGCUCUCUGAAGGUGCACAAGUCGUGCGUGGAUCUGUUCACACAGAACAUGAAGACGAACAGCAAUAUGUGUCAAGACGUCGAGAAGUUCAUCACAUGUUACGUGGUGUCGUCCAAGCUUUGCCGGGCCAAGAUCGUUCAGCGCUUUGCACACUUGUGCGCUCAACUUGGCAAGCAGAUGUUGAAAGCGAACGAGAUUCACAAGGGGAUGAUGUGCUAGAGGGCCUGGAGACGAACUUUAACAUUCCAUCGAUAGUAAACAUGGGUUAUUGGUGGGACACGAUUUGACCAGGCGUCAUUAAGAAUUAAGAAUACUAUAAUUAAGAAGAUUAAGAAUAACAUCGCGAAUGUAUAGGGUAUAUCAAGAAAUCUAUGAAACAUUAAUAAAUACAGAUCGUUAUUAGAAUAAAGUGUUAAAUUGUCUAUGGAACUCAUUUUGACAUCUGCUGUGCACUUUGCUGAAUAAAUGGAAUUGGUCACGAGA